This is a messenger RNA of Epithele typhae, 768 nucleotides long. RefSeq lists its product as uncharacterized. The transcript is spliced from 2 exons. The record is from RefSeq and is a predicted model, not a curated record. Lineage: Eukaryota; Fungi; Basidiomycota; Agaricomycetes; Polyporales; Epitheliaceae. Bases 1 to 768 code for a protein of 255 amino acids.
AUGGCCACCUUCUACUCCUCCUUCUUCUCCUCUGGCCUCAUGGCCGACGAGCCUCCCCAUGGCUCCUCCCGGCUCCCAGCCUCCUCCGCCACUCCCCGCGCUCGCACCCGUUCCUCUCUUGCCACCGGCUUCUCCAGUGCGACCUCUUCUUCCGGAAGCGUGCAAGACGAUCCCUCGGUCCCCUCCAUCUCUGUCCCUCCUUCGGAUGACAGACCCCGUCUCCGUCGUCGCCGCUCCUCCUUGGCCGGAUCCUCCUCCCCUCUGGCCACCAUGAAGGCCUCAGGUCCCGUCCGGAAUGCUGCUGCUUCUGUCCAGCGCAACCUCCGUGCCCGGUCAGGCAGCGAUGCCAGUGUCAUGUCCCAGGCCUCUCGCACUCUGUCCACCGAAAAUUCCCCCGCCCCCAUCCCGGCGCCCAAGCCGACAGGCAUCAUUGGCAGGCUCAGGAGUGGCAGCGUCGGCACCGCGCUACGUCCCCGCCGCGGUCUUCGCCGCCUCGUAACAAACCUCCCAGCCUUGCCCCCACCCACGUCCCCGCUUCCUGAGGUCCCGCCGCUUCCCGAGCUCCCCGGCUCGUCCGCCCGGCGUCCGUUCUCCCGGCGCACCCAGACGAUGGGCAACUACGAGCUCGUCGUUCCUGAGGGCUCGUCGCACCCCAUGCCCGGCGGUUCGUGCGGUCAGCAGAGCGCGAUGGAAGUCGACUACCCAAGUCCCGUCGACAGCUCGGCGUUCGAAUGGACCCGUGGUUCGGCGCAGACCACCUACCACUGA